AUGAACAGUUCUAGUAUUAUUGAUGAACCAACUCUUAUUGAAAAGAAAGAUGAAACAACAACCCUUGAUCAACAAAAAAAUGAUACCACUUUGGUUGAAGAUAAAGAUGAAACUGUAAUUAUUGAUAUGAAAAAAGAAAUGAAAAGAAUAAGACAUGAACAAAGAAAGAGAUUUAGAGAGAGUGGAAAAAGGACACAGCCCAUGAGAGCUUGUAAAGGAAAACCCUUAAUAAGAUUUCGUGAAAGUGAUUACGAGAUAAAGAAAAAACCUCAGAGUACCAAUUUAACAAAAGAAGCUGAAAAAGUAGAAAUUGAAAACCAAAAACGAAAAUCUAAAAAAGAGUUAUCGUCAUCUAAACAACUAAAAGAAAAAAAGAAAUCUAUUAAAACAUCCUCUUUAAAGAUAGAAAAGCAAGAAAUAGAAGAAGUGAAAGAGAACAAAGAAAUCCAAGAAGAAACAAACAUAGAAAAUGAAGAAAAGAAACCUAAAAGUAAUAGUGAUGAUAAAAAAUUAAAAAAUACAAAGAAACUUAGUAAACCUUCAAUAGGAUUCAAGUCAUAUUCAUCAAAUUCUAGUUCUAUUAAAACCAAUGAAGAUAUACUUGAAGAAUUACCUUUUCAUGAAGCUAAUGAAUCACAUAAAAGUAGUCAAGUUCAUUGGUGGUAUUAUGAAGAUAAAUGGGUUCAGUUUAGACAAAAAGAAUCAAUAAAAAUAGAAGAAGAAUUUCAAAAGUAUUUAAAGGAUAAGAAAAAAAAGACGUAUCUGCUUAAUAUCUGGAAAUCAACCUACUCAAUCAAUUUUUCAAAGUUUAUACAAAUUAACAAUAAUCAAAAAUCAGAAAAAUUCUUUAUUCGUCGGUUAUUAAUUGAAUAA
Messenger RNA from Entamoeba dispar SAW760, 873 nucleotides. RefSeq lists its product as uncharacterized. The coding region runs from base 1 to 873 and encodes 290 amino acids. Lineage: Eukaryota; Evosea; Mastigamoebida; Endamoebidae. The record is from RefSeq and is a predicted model, not a curated record. The transcript has a single exon.